Messenger RNA from Boeremia exigua, 2653 nucleotides. RefSeq names its product anaphase-promoting complex, cyclosome, subunit 4-domain-containing protein. Gene Ontology annotation, biological process: positive regulation of mitotic metaphase/anaphase transition; protein K11-linked ubiquitination; anaphase-promoting complex-dependent catabolic process. The transcript is spliced from 2 exons. Gene Ontology annotation, cellular component: anaphase-promoting complex; nuclear periphery. The record is from RefSeq and is a predicted model, not a curated record. Bases 43 to 2622 code for a protein of 859 amino acids. Lineage: Eukaryota; Fungi; Ascomycota; Dothideomycetes; Pleosporales; Didymellaceae.
CAUAAUACUCUCGCACCGGCCCGAGGGCCACCAAAGCCCAUCAUGGAGUCUUCAGACGCGCCUACAUUGCUUCAGCAGGCGGAGAAGAUCCUGCUUCACCCAAUCCACCCCCACCUCAUCGCGUAUUGCCCAACUAUGGACUUGGUCGCUGUUGUUACCACGGAAGAGAACCUGGAUGUGUACCGUAUCAAUGGACAGCGGGCUUUUGGCCUGAAAAGAAAGAGUGAGGGUCUGGUCGUGGAUACAAUCAAAUGGGAGUUCAAUGGCAAAAGCAUCGCGGUCAGCUGGAGCGACGGCAAGACCGACCUAGUCAGCAGCGAGACGGGAAAGGUUGGCUUGAAGGAUCUUGGUCUACCUGAAAGCGCUUCAGAAAAUGGUAAUGGGGGUGGGGGAAGGGUGAAGUGCAUUGGCUGGGGAUUAAAUUUCAUCGACGUCGACACUGUCAAAGCCAGGACGAAGAAGGUGGUGCGAGGUUUUGAUCUCUCGACAGACACCUGGGACGAUGCAAAAGACGGUACAGAUGUUGAAGAUUUUCUCCAGAGACAACCUGAUUUGCAGGCUUUGGACUGCGCACCCGAUCUGCCGGACCAACUGGCUGUCGUGGACGUUGAGACGCUGUUGCCAAAAUUGCCCGCAAUCCCUUUGCCACCUAUGUUGCCAUUCAUGAGGCUUUCUCAGACAGAUUCCGGCGCCUUUGGAUCGCAGGCCGAAGUUGAUGCGCUUUUGCACUCACAUCAUCUAAAGGACUACAACUCGGUGGAUAUGUUCAUACGUUGCUCUGAGCGCGGAACGAUCCAUCCCUCCAUCUACGAUUCGGUAGAGACGGUCACUGUGAGCCUACCUUCACAUUGGGACAUACAUAGCGCGCCCUUGAUUCACGCAAGUCAUCCAUACGCCUGCAGCCAUGGGCUUCUUAUGCGAACUACUACACCAAGCUCGCAAACAAAGAACAUUAGCUUUGUUCCACUUACACUCAACUUCAUUCCCAGCGCAGGAAUUUACCUCCACCUCAUCGCAUCAAAGACCUCACAACUUCAGAACCUUCUUCUUUACAUUACGCAAUGUCUGCAACGUAUCCGUACAUUUUACAAGCAUGCCACAGACCUUCCUGCAAAGUUCAUGAUGAACAUAUCAGAAACACUCGAAGAGAAGAGUCAAGGCGAUUUGACCACAAGUCUCUUUCAUCUAGCUUGCACGGGCGCGUGCCCACCCCUUAUUCGAGAGUGGCUCGUUGACGAGCUGUCUGAACAGGGACACAAGCGAUGGGACAACACCGUCACCUCAUCGUUGGCAACACUACAAGCGCUUGUGCACGAAAAUCUCAUUCCAGCGCUUGAUCGCGCAGCAAUCGUCAUCUCUCGCCUCCGCGGUCUGGCGAUGUAUCAUGACACGGACUGGAUCUUCAGCAACCCAGCAACUGAGUUUACGUCCCUUUUGGAGACUUUGAAAAACAUGCGGCUGCUGGCCCAUACUGUGUUGGUUUAUGUCGCAGACGAGAAGAGACAAUUCGCUGCCUUCAGCAGAUGGAUGCGCUUUGUCAUAGACUUCGAAACCACGGAGCCUGAUAGCGAAAGCCGAGCCGAGAUGGAAAGCCGAGACUCAGGUGUAGAUAUUAACCUGGUGUUGGAAUACGUCAGGCAUGGACUGCAGCAGAGCAGCCUGCACCCGUAUCUGAUGCCAGACGUCAUGUUAGAAGCAGGGGACAAAGCGAGAGAGCGAGCGAGCUACGAGGACACGAAAAAAGCCAUCAGUGUCUUUGAGGAUGGGGCGAGAUGGAGACCUGAGGCACUGUGCUUGGAGAAUGUAUUGGGUCACAUGGCGAGAGGUACGACAGGACUAUUGAGGCAGGUCAGCAAAUGGCAAGAAAGUGGUAUCCAAAUGGAUAGCGGUAUUAUCCUGGAAACUCUGCAAGAUGCGGAGGGAGAUGUUAUCGCAGACAUGAGGAUGGUUCACGAGCAAGUCACACCAUCACAAGCACAGGGCUCGACGGGGAUUUCGACCUACAUCGCCAUCGCCUCUACCUCCUCGCCAGUGACACUCGACAUCCACCGCCUCACUCAUUCAUCCAGCAUAACAACUCUGCCGAGGGACCUACACAGCCACAGUAUCGCCAACCUGUCCUUCCCACCCGGAACUUCGAUCCUAGACGCCAAGUUUGCCGACGACGCCGCUCUGCUCGUGCUCAUGAACUGCACAUCGCCCAAGCGGUCCAACGACACUGACGACAUCCUGGGCCACAGGAUUCUGCGCAUCCCCUACAACACAACUCCGCAGAACAAAUCCCCAGCGCUGACAUAUCAUACGCUCUCAGCAGCCGAGAACACACAACAUCUCCUACCGAAGGGUAGUGCGCCCGCAGCAUCCGGUCGCGUUCUCACGAAGCUCACACCUGCGGUCGUGCAGCAAUACACGAUCCAUGUCUUUGAGCGCGGAGGACGGUUCACGCCGGACAGACUUGUUGUGAAUGGACGGAAAGGAAGGAGAGUUGUGGUUGUACUGGCUAAGGACGGGAAGCACUAUCGAGUGCUUGAUAUGGACUACCCUAGUCAGUGGGAAGAGGAAGGUGAUGAUACAGAAGUGGGAAUCGGUGAGGACGGGGAUACGGUAAUGAGCGGACUCUAGGGAAUCAUGCAUCGUCAAGCCGGAUAGGCUU